Messenger RNA from Indicator indicator, 1560 nucleotides. RefSeq names its product transmembrane protein 181 (gene TMEM181). Gene Ontology annotation, molecular function: toxic substance binding. The coding region runs from base 1 to 1560 and encodes 519 amino acids. The transcript has 17 exons. The record is from RefSeq and is a predicted model, not a curated record. NCBI's taxonomy places the organism in Eukaryota, Metazoa, Chordata, Aves, Piciformes, Indicatoridae.
AUGGAGGCGGAUUUCGCUGCCUUCGGGAGCCCACUGUGCGGCGAGGUCAAGCGCUUCUGCAGGCGGCUGCAAGAGACCUACCGGGAGAUCCAGGAGGACCUCACGCCCUACAAGGAUGACCGUUACUACCGGCUGGCACCAAUGCGGUUAUAUACGCUGUCCAAACGGCAUUUUGUUCUGGUGUUUGUAGUAUUCUUUGUUUGUUUUGGUCUGACAGUCUUCAUAGGAAUAGCAGGUCCUAAUGUAAUUGAAACGUCUGUAGCAAGACCUAACUCAAAUAACAGCCUGAAGCUGAAGCCAUUUAAUUUAAGUUCGCCGCCAUUGUCUACUUACAAUCAGCAGCUGUGGCUGACCUGCAUACUUGAGUUGGAGCAGGAUGAUGUUACAGUAUCCCUCAAAAAGAAUGUUACUAUGAAAGUCAAAGUACUUGGGGUGGUGAAGGACGGAAGCACACCAUAUGUCAAUAAUCAAGUUCACAAUCGGACAAGGUUACUUAGUUGUGCGCAAAAAUGCAGUGAGAUCAUUGUUGUUCACCUUGGCUACCUGAACUACACUCAGUACAAUGUAUUUGUUAGCUUUGAAGACUUAAAGUUAACAUACUAUAUCAAGAAUGUUACUUUCACGUGGAAGACCUACAAUCCAACUUUUUCACAAGUGGAGAUAUGGUUCCGAUUCGUCUUUGUAGUUCUUACUUUUAUGGUCACGUGUCUGUUUGCACAUUCCCUGCGGAAAUUCUCCAUGAGAGACUGGGGUAUUGAACAGAAAUGGAUGUCCAUUCUCCUUCCCCUCCUGCUACUUUACAAUGAUCCAUUUUUCCCCCUUUCUUUUCUGGUGAACAGCUGGUUUCCUGGAAUGCUGGAUGAUCUAUUCCAGUCACUGUUUCUGUGUGCAUUGCUGUUGUUCUGGCUUUGUGUCUACCAUGGUAUCAGAGUGCAGGGGGAAAGGAAGUGCUUAACUUUUUAUCUGCCCAAAUUCUUUAUUGUUGGACUGUUGUGGCUGGCCUCUGUUACACUGGGAAUAUGGCAAACUGUUAAUGAAGUACAUGAUCCUACAUAUCAGUACAGGGUUGACACAGGUAAUUUCCAGGGAAUGAAAAUCUUCUUCCUUGUGGUGGCAACCACAUACAUUCUCUACCUUUUGUUCCUGAUAGUGAGGGCAUGCUCAGAACUUCGUAACAUGCCUUAUGUUGAUCUCAGGUUAAAAUUCUUAACUGCGUUAACCUUUGUAGUGCUUGUCAUUAGCAUUGUUAUACUCUACCUACGCUUUGGAGCACAAGUUCUACAGGACAACUUUGUUGCUGAGCUGUCGACUCAUUAUCAGAAUUCAGCAGAAUUCUUAUCAUUUUAUGGUUUACUGAACUUUUAUCUCUACACAUUAGCCUUUGUGUACUCCCCCUCAAAGAAUGCAUUAUACGAAUCACAGUUGAAAGACAAUCCUGCUUUUUCUAUGCUGAAUGAUUCAGAUGAUGAUGUGAUUUAUGGGAGUGACUAUGAAGAAAUGCCACUUCAGAAUGGUCAAGCUAUUAGAGCCAAGUAUAAAGAGGAAUCAGACAGUGAUUGA